AUGUCAACGCCUCAUGCGUCUGCAACGUAUGCAGAGUGGGUUGCGUUGCAAGAUCGGCUCGACGUGUUACUGAAUGGCCGCGAGUUGACCCUCGCUGAUGUCGUCGCUGUCUCAUUAUACCAAAUCCGGGCACGACUCACACAAGACCCUGAAGAUCUUAGACUGGUCAGCGACAGUGUUGCAUUUCUCGAGAGCGAAAUCCAGGCUGGCCGCAUCAUCUAUGGCGUCAACACAGGCUUCGGUGGCAGCGCCGAUACGCGGACAAAGGAUUUCGAGCGCCUCCAGAGCGGCCUCGUCCAGCAUUUGAAUGUCGGCAUACUGCUGCAGGCCGACAAGUCGGGUCCAGGUUUGGCCCAGGCCCCCGGGAACGGACUGCUGCGAAGCCAUGCGCUUCCGGCCCCGAUUGUCAAGGCGGCCAUGCUGAUCCGAUGCAACUCGCUGAUGCGGGGCCACUCUGGUGUGCGCAUUGGCGUCAUAGAGUCCAUCAUGAGGCUGCUGUCCCUCGACAUGACCCCAGUCACGCCGCUGCGAGGAAGCGUCUCGGCGUCGGGGGAUUUAUCAACUCUAUCUUACAUCGCCGGGGCUAUCGAAGGAAACCCUGACGUGUUCAUCAGGGUCGCCGGAAAAGAUGGCAACACCAAGGUCCUUCCCGCAAACGAAGCCCUCAAAACCGCUGGUCUGGAGCCAAUCCGUCUCCAAGCAAAGGAAGGUCUCGGCAUCACCAACGGCACCUCCCCCAGCUGUGCAGCAGCCUGCCUAGCUAUCCACCAAGCAAACCAGCUAGCCCUGCUCACUCAAGUCCUUACGGCAAUGUGCACCGAAGCCCUCAGCGGCACCGCCAACAACUACCACCCCUUCAUCUCCGCCGUCCGCCCGCACGAGGGCCAAGCCGAAGUCGCAACCAACAUCUUGCACUUUCUCUCGGGCUCCAAGCUCUGCCCCCCGUCCAGCGAGCCGACCAAUCUGAAGAACAAGGGUCUCGCCCAAGACCGCUACGCCCUGCGCACCUCCCCCCAAUGGCUCGGCCCGCAGCUCGAGGACCUGGUACUCGCCACGCGCCAAGUCACCAUCGAACUCAACUCGACAACCGACAACCCUCUUCUCGACCUGUCCCCCCGAGGCCCCAACCGUAUCCACCACGGCGGCAACUUCCAAGCCCACGCGCUCACCUCGGCGAUGGAGAAAACUCUCUUGGCGCUGCAAAACCUGGGCCGUCUGCUCUUCGCCCAGUCUUCAGAGCUCAUCAACCACACCAUGAACAAGGGUCUGCCUCCCAACCUGUCGUUUGACGACCCCUCGCAGAGCUUCACGUGCAAAGGCUUCGAUGUCAACAUGGCCGCGUACGCCGCGGAGCUGGGAUACCUGGCUAAGCCGGUCAGCGCACACGUACAGAUUGCCGAGAUGGCCAACCAAAGCGUAAACAGCAUGGCACUGGUCGCGGCGCGGUAUGCCCUGGAGGCGGUCGAGGUUGUCGGGCUCAUGGCGGCGACGCAUCUGUAUGUGCUGUGCCAGGCGUUGGAUUUGCGGUGUCUGCGAGUCGAGUUUGGGAACAGAAUUGGGGAUGUGGUGAAGGGUGUUCUGGAGGAGUGUUUCCAAGCUGCGGUGAAGGAUCAACAGGAUGGGCUUGUGGAGGGGGUGAAGGACGCGGUUAUGGAACGCUGGGAUCAGCUGUCGAAUUUGGAUCUGGCGGACCGGUGCAAGACGGCUGUGAACCAGUCGCUCGGAACGGUGGUCGAGUGUCUGGGGGAGAGCGGCGCUUCGCUGAAGGGGGUGAGGGAGUACCAGACUCGAAUGGCUGCCGCGAUGGAGAAGUGCUACGCUGAUGUUCGCACCGAGUUCCUCCGUCACCAGACGACAACCGACCACAUAAGCCCGGCGUCGAGGGUUGUGUACGAUUUUGUGCGGAAGGAGUUGAAUAUCCCUUUGAAUCGGGGCGUCGAAGACCAUCCUACUCUGCUGCUCCAGGAGCUCAAGGGCCCCAAAGAUAAUGGCACGGCGGGUAGGGGGCGCAAGGGGCGAGGUACUGACACCGGUGGAGAACACGGCAGUCGUGCCGAGAUGGACCAGGAGCUUGCGGGGCGAAGCAGGAUUCUGGGGACCAUGGCCGGGGAGAUCUAUGAGGCGCUGCGUCGGGGUGAGCUGCACGACCGCCUCAUGAGGUUUGGAGGAGAGAAGGGACUUUGGAGAUAA
Molecule: messenger RNA, 2190 nt
Organism: Parathielavia appendiculata
Lineage: Eukaryota; Fungi; Ascomycota; Sordariomycetes; Sordariales; Chaetomiaceae
Product: phenylalanine ammonia-lyase
Exons: 2
Coding region: 1-2190 (729 amino acids)
Biological process (GO): L-phenylalanine catabolic process
Cellular component (GO): cytoplasm
Molecular function (GO): ammonia-lyase activity
Source: RefSeq, a predicted model, not a curated record